AUGGACGCAGAUCCAGCUCUUCCUAAACCAUCAGCUAGCCCCGUCUCGCAUUUCUUUCCAUGGGCCACAUCCCCGGACGUCAUACGCAGCCACGAAAAAGAUGCGUACAUUUCUGGCAUCCUUUCAGUGCAAGCCCACACAAUAAUUCGCGCUCUCCGCGGUGCAAGAUUCGCCCAUUCUCAUACCGACACAAUCAAAAAUCUUACUGACCUGCUCUACUUCUCCGUCACAACACUUGUCGGAAACAGAACACUAGGCGAAGAGUAUUGCGACGUGGUACAACUAGAAGAUGACUCACUACGAUUACCAUCGCUGAAAACACCCUCCAAGCCGACCCUCACACUGCGCCUCCAAAAUUAUGUCCUGGACCAUCUUGAUUCCCUUACCUCCCUCUCCCCAAUCUUCGCCCUGAAUCUGGCCGCCUUCUAUUUCUCUGGAGCAUAUUACCACAUAUCCAAACGCAUCUGGGGCCUUCGAUAUGUUUUCACAAAGCGAAUCGAAGACAAUGAAGCUAGAAUCGGAUAUGAGGUGUUAGGCGUGUUACUCGUUCUUCAAAUCGCUGUGCAGGGCAUACUGCAUGUCAAAAAUACCAUCUCUUCCUUCACCGCUGAAACAGCGGAGGGUCAGCAGCAACAAGAAGGCUCCGACCACCAAAAAACCGCUCUAAAGUCAAUAUAUACCCCACCGUCCAUACAGUCACUGCCCGCAAGCGAAGCGCGAUAUGAUUUAGCAAAUCCUACCAACGCAUCUCUCGCCUGGGUACCUCCCAGUCAGCAACGGAAAUGCACCCUGUGUUUGGAGCUGUAUAAAGACCCGAGUGCGACAACGUGCGGACAUAUCUUUUGCUGGACGUGUAUACGGGACUGGGUGCGGGAGAAACCCGAGUGCCCGCUAUGUCGGCAGGAGGCGUUGGGUUCGAAAAUUUUGCCCUUGAGAGGCUGA
Messenger RNA from Histoplasma mississippiense, 942 nucleotides. RefSeq lists its product as hypothetical. Gene Ontology annotation, molecular function: zinc ion binding. Gene Ontology annotation, biological process: protein import into peroxisome matrix. The transcript is spliced from 2 exons. Gene Ontology annotation, cellular component: peroxisomal membrane. Lineage: Eukaryota; Fungi; Ascomycota; Eurotiomycetes; Onygenales; Ajellomycetaceae. Bases 1 to 942 code for a protein of 313 amino acids. The record is from RefSeq and is a predicted model, not a curated record.